AUGUCCACUUCUUCAUCCACUUCUUCAUCCACUUCUUCAUCCACUUCUUCAUCUCCACCCUCUCCCACAACAGAGGAAAAGAAGAAUACUCGUUAUCAACAACACAUUGAUCUUCUCACAAAACAAGUAAUGGAAUUGGAAACUCUUGAAUCCAAAGUGAAACAACUCUUUCCACAACAAGCCCUUCAAAAUCAAAUGAACAAUAAUUCUAAAGAUGAAAAUUUGUUGAUAAAAUUAGGAAAUCCAUCCGUUGAGUAUUUCACUGCAAUUGGUUCUAUGAUUGGUGGUGCAUCGUCAAGUUAUUUACUUUACAAUCCAGUGAAUCGGUUAGGUCGUAGAUUCAUCAGACCAAUCACAACCAAUUACCGAUGCAGAUAUUUUAUGACCAUUCCUAUUUUAGCAAUUAUUAAUGUCUGUAUGGCUGGUAUAUGCGGUGGAGUCUAUCCGUAUGCAAUGAAUCGAUUAUUUAAAUAUAUGAAUGAAGAGUUAAAUACAAAAAUACAUGUAAAUGACAAUUUUGAUGAUUUUGUUAUUUUAGGAUUGCCCAUUACAAAAGCACAAUAUCAUGAACAUUUAAAAAGACAAAAAUAA
Molecule: messenger RNA, 591 nt
Organism: Naegleria lovaniensis
Lineage: Eukaryota; Heterolobosea; Eutetramitea; Acrasida; Naegleriidae
Exons: 1
Coding region: 1-591 (196 amino acids)
Source: RefSeq, a predicted model, not a curated record